AUGGGACAGAAGAGGCUAGAGAGACUUGGUAAUGCUGCAAAAACAGUUGAAUCGAGUACGAUUCAAGGGGUGGGAGGGUGGAUGCAGCAGAUAAGUAGGUCGUUUGGUGGAUUGCUCGGUUCAUAG
Messenger RNA from Anisakis simplex (herring worm), 126 nucleotides. The record is from the annotation of a GenBank genome assembly. NCBI's taxonomy places the organism in Eukaryota, Metazoa, Nematoda, Chromadorea, Rhabditida, Anisakidae.